Molecule: messenger RNA, 1498 nt
Organism: Perognathus longimembris pacificus (Pacific pocket mouse)
Lineage: Eukaryota; Metazoa; Chordata; Mammalia; Rodentia; Heteromyidae
Gene: Mog
Product: myelin oligodendrocyte glycoprotein
Exons: 7
Coding region: 1-852 (283 amino acids)
Biological process (GO): T cell receptor signaling pathway; regulation of cytokine production
Cellular component (GO): external side of plasma membrane
Molecular function (GO): signaling receptor binding
Source: RefSeq, a predicted model, not a curated record
AUGGCCCUUUUAUGGAGCUGCUCUCGACUCAGCUGCCUCCUUGCCCUCCUCCUUCUCUUGCUGCCUCCUAGCUAUGCAGGACAGUUCAGAGUGAUAGGACCCGGGCACACCAUCCGAGCUCUGGUUGGGGAUGAAGUAGAACUGCCGUGUCGCAUAUCUCCUGGAAAGAAUGCUUCGGGUAUGGAGGUGGGGUGGUACCGUCCCCCCUUCUCCAGGGUGGUACACCUCUACCGAAAUGGCAAGGACCAAGAUGCAGAGCAGGCACCGGAAUAUCGAGGCCGAACAGAGCUGCUCAAAGAGUCUAUUGGAGAGGGCAAGGUGAUGCUCAGGAUUCGGAAUGUAAGGUUCGCCGAUGAAGGAGGUUUCACCUGCUUCUUUCGAGAUCAUUCUUACCAAGAGGAGGCAGCCAUAGAAUUAAAAGUGGAAGAUCCCUUUUACUGGAUCAACCCUGGGGUGCUGGUCAUCAUCGCCGUGCUGCCUGUGCUGCUCCUGCAGGCCGCUGUUGGCCUCCUCUUCCUCUACCUGCAGCACAGACUGAGAGGAAAACUUCGAGCAGAAAUAGAGAAUCUUCAUCGGACUUUUGAUCCCCACUUCCUGAGGGUUCCUUGCUGGAAGAUAACACUCUUCGUAAUCGUGCCAGUGCUUGGACCUCUGGUUGCCUUGAUCAUCUGCUACAAUUGGCUCCACCGAAGACUAGCAGGACAGUUUCUUGAAGAGCUAAGUAAGUUCACUUCUCAUUUUAUCAGCCAAGAACAAAAUGUCAGGAAAGGAAGAUCGAACAGUGUGGAGUGGAGGGAGGAGCCUUCUAGUGAGGGACACCAGGAAGCCAGGCCGCUCCCACCUGCGGCCUGAUCUGCACUCCGUAGCUGGACUCUCUAGCUUCCUUUUCCAUUCUCUGCAUAAGAUGACCCCAGCGGGCUUUUUAUUUCCCAGGUUCAGUGGUUUCAUGGUAGAAAACUCAAUUUUUUUUUCAAGUUAUCUUUUCCUUCUUCUAGGAAACCCCUUCUGAGUGCUGACACAUUUUGGCAGAGGCACAGGAGAGUCUGGUUGGUCCAGAGUCUGGCCCUUGGGAACAUGUCAUCCACCCACCGGACUCUGUUGUGGACAUACUUGUUCUGCACAUCCACAAACACUGAAUUCCAAAUAGAAUUGAUGUCCCUUCUGUCUUCUACUUUAUUUCAUCCUGUCCCACUUUUUGUCUAUCAACAUCCUUCUCUCCCACCAGGAAGCACCUUAUGCCAGGUCUCCUCUUUGUCAGAGGACACCUAUGCAAGAACAGAAAGCAACAGACCAGAGGUGUUAUGCCAUGACCUGAAGUCCCAGAACCUCCUCUUUCCAAUUACAGUCCAUCAAGUUUGCAAAUGGGGGCUGUUUCUUCCAAGCCUCCAGCCACGAUUGGGGUCGAACAAAGAAGCAAAGUAGAGCUAUUCGAGAUGCUGAGUAAACUGCAGAUGAGAAGUGUGGCAAGCCUUAUGUAAAACCUGGGGAUAGCUUCCCA